CGUGCCCUUGGCCUCGGGCCAGGCCUUGCGGCGGGGGUGGGGGUCGAGGGUAGUUAAUCUAGGUGCUUUCCGGGCGGACUGCUUCUCGCGGGAGACUCGCAACCUGCCUUGACCUUUACCUCGCUGCCUCAAUUCCGAGGAAAAGAUGAAAGAGGAAAAGCCGGUCGUUUUGAGAAGCAGCUGAUUGCCUUGAAGGAUAGUGUAGGGGUCCAGCGCAUCUUCUCCAAUAAUACGGAAGGAAAAUUACCGGCGUCAAGGGGGACGUACUAACAGGGACCAUACCUUGAGCGCUUGUGUGCAAAGUUAUCUUUGCGGGAUAAAACGGCCCAUUUAUGCAGCUCCAGAGCAUUCCCUUCCCAACUGUCAACGGAAUCCUGAUGUGCCAGGCACUUUGAUGUUGCCUUGAGAACUUAGCGCAUGUUUUGAGCUUCUGGCAUUAUUUCUAAAUUGUACCAAUUGGAACAGAGAUCCUGGAAAAUCUGAUUAUAUUGAAGACCAUCUUAGUUUUGGGUCAAAGAGUAUGACCCAACUAGUCGUGGUUGAAACUUAAAACAAGUCCUUUUGCAGAAAGAAAACAAGUUACCUGUGAACUGUAAACAGAUAUUUCGAGUCUUAAGAGGCUAUCAUGGAGGGAUUGCCUUAAUCUUUUUGACCAAAUCUUUCCCCAAAUAUGUAAAGUAAUAACAGUUUGAAGGUAGAGGUGAAAAAAUGAGUGUUAUUUUUACUGUUCGGGAAAAUCAGUAUCUACUAGAUGAUAUAGCAUGGGCAGAUUGAACAUUUUGCUAACAUGAGAAAUUUUAGAAUGAUCCUGAUUGGUAAUAGUGAAUUCUGCUUGGACUCAGCACAGUAUUAGCAAAGAAUGAUUUUCCCUAAAACGUAGAUUCUAAUGAAUUACUUUUCAGCAACAAUUCAAACAUACUGAAAACCUUUUCAAUUCCCGAUCAACCAAUAGCUGUGAAAAACAGUGUUCAUUGUUAGUUAAAAUGCAAAACCACCCACAACUACUUCGGAGACCUUUACCUCCAAAACUCCCUAAGCUGCCUUUACCUAAGAAGAGAGUCUAUGCAGCCAAGACUGGUAAAGCUAAGCCAAAACGUGUGACGUUCACUCCAGAAGAAACCACUUCAACUGAAAGAAAGAAAACUAGUUUUCCUGAUGUUUCAAGAGAUCGAUCACAAACCCCUAUCAGUAUCCAAAAUCUCUCUCUUGAUCAUCAUGUACGAGAAAGAGUGACGACUAUUUCAAUACCAAGAAAACAUUUUAGCAGGGUCUAUUGGCACAUUCCAGACACUGCUACUGGUUGCAUAUUUUUUCCAAGCUGUCAUUCAGCCUCAAGUCGAGUUUUUGGGAAAGAAACAAGCCAAACGGAAACUUCAAGAAAAUCAAAACGAGAAGUGUCAAAAAGAAAAAAUAUUUAUGUUGAUAACAUGUUCAAAGACAUUCUGAUUCUCUCCUCAGAGUUCUCCAGACCUGCAAGUGCACCUUCCCCAGUUAUUACUCCCAAACCCAAGGAAGUUCUCUCUGAGUAUCCACCUUUAUCAAAGAAGAAAACCUUUAUUUUUAAGCAGGCUCUGAUAGAUUUAAGUGAAACAGGGCCAAGCCCUCUACCAAGAAGAGUGCCUGUUAAAACAGAAAGACAGUGGUCUGAACGUUUAAAGCAAAAUACUGCGGUGGUACUAACUAUUAGGAAUUUUCCAGGUCCCAUCGCCCUACCAACACCAAUUUUGCCAAGAAAACCUCGAAGACAGUCUUUGUUAGAAACUCAAGUAACAGAAUCCGACAAUGUGGAAAGCACGUCGAGGCAAAGCGUGUCAAACCUGACGGAAGGUAUCGUUAACAUUAAACCUAUAAAAAGAGAGGAAUCACAUGUGAUACGGGGUGAAGGUUUUAAGACUAUUAAUGCAACACGAUAUGAAACAAUAAUAGCCAUGACCAACCUAGCCAUAAUUAACUGUCAAAUACAUGGAAGAAAUGCACUUAAUCUUAAGUUCCGGCGGCUGGGAAGUCCAGCAUUGAGGGGUCAGCUGACUCGCUUCCUGGUUCGAGGUCUCUUGCUCACAGCAGACUUCUUCCUGUAUCCUCACAUGGGUUUUUUUAUUAUGACUUGUCCAGACUUAACACCGUUGGCUUCCCAACUGAUAUAUCUUAACUUAUCCUUUAAUGAGAUCAGUUAUUUUCCCACAGAAAUAUUUUGUCUUAAAAAUUUACAACUACUCUUCCUGAGAAAUAAUCCUAUCACAGAAAUCCCUUCUGAAAUCCAACAGCUUAAGUUCCUUAGAGUUUUCAGCAUCGCCUUUAAUUUGAUCACUACCCUUCCACCUGGGUUAUUUUCUUUGGCCCAUCUUGAGGAACUUGAUAUCUCCUACAAUAGUGUUGCUUCUAUCCCAAACAAAAUCCAGAAACUCAGAUUACUUGAAAAUCUGAAUGUUAACGGGACCGAUCUGACUGCUUUUCCACCUGCGAUUUUGAAGCUUAACCUGAAAAAACUCCAGUUUGAGAACACUUUCACGCAUCCUACUUUUUGGAAAGAGAAUUCUUUAAAUAGCCCCCCGUGUCUGACUCAUCUUACUUCCUUGUUCUUCUUAAAAAGUAAUCUAGACAAAUAUUACGAUGAGAUCCCAGUGGAAAUUCAAGAGCUGCUAAAAUGCCCGUCUACAUGUGAAUGGUGUCACGGUCCCAAGUUUGGUGAAGGUUUUCGAGUCAUCCGAUCCUGUGAUAUUUUUGGAGCAACACAGCUUCCUGUUUUGUACCAUGUCUGUUCUUCCUCCUGCUACAGAAAAGUAAAGGAAAGCAGUUUUAUGUUAAAGAAUGAUCCCAGUAAAAGAAGAGCUCUAAAUUCUGAGUUGAUAAGUCAUACAAUGACUUAGGAGUCCCACUUUAAAAGCGAUUAAAGUUUGUGUAUAUGGUAAUUCCUGUCUUUGAGAGUACAGGUUUCUGUCUCCUGUGACGCCUCUUUGUAACCCCAGCUCCUUAAGGAACUUUGUGAUUGUGAGGGAAUUGUUGCAGAAUAAUUACUUUAGGAAGAUUAGUAAAAGGUCUUUGGAUUUCAAUGAAGAUCUAGAAAACUAUUGCAUGUUGGGCGUAAAAUGAGAACUGACAGAAUCCUUCGCAAAAAAAAAAACAAUUUAUCUUACAGCUGGCUUUUUUGGGCAUCCAUUCCAAGUGAUAAGAUAACAUUUCAAGGUCAACCAGUGGCAUUUGUGCCUCCUCUGGGUUCAAAGCCACGUACCCAAGUUCUCUUUGUGAAUGCUGUUCGUGAAUUUUUGUGGAAAUCUGCCCAGUGCCAACCAUCUCCAUUGUGGAUUGUUUUCGGUAAUAAAAGAUUUAUUCCAGUCCUA
Molecule: messenger RNA, 3338 nt
Organism: Herpailurus yagouaroundi (jaguarundi)
Lineage: Eukaryota; Metazoa; Chordata; Mammalia; Carnivora; Felidae
Gene: LRRC63
Product: leucine rich repeat containing 63
Exons: 11
Coding region: 984-2867 (627 amino acids)
Cellular component (GO): cytoplasm
Molecular function (GO): protein binding
Source: RefSeq, a predicted model, not a curated record